Messenger RNA from Diuraphis noxia (Russian wheat aphid), 1476 nucleotides. RefSeq lists its product as uncharacterized. The record is from RefSeq and is a predicted model, not a curated record. Lineage: Eukaryota; Metazoa; Arthropoda; Insecta; Hemiptera; Aphididae. Gene Ontology annotation, biological process: sensory perception of sound.
UCUUGGAAGAUCGCGUCGCGCCCGUCCACUCGUCUCGAACACCGAUAUUUCAUGUUGCUCCGUUUUGUAACCCGAAAAACGGUUUUUCGAUUUUAAUUUCGUAGGUGUAAGCGUUCGUUUGGUUUGUGGUUUUUUUUCACUAUUAUUCGAUACGCAAAUCACACAUAUUAUCAAACACGAGUCUAUUGGAUAUCUGCAGACUUCGGCAAAAAAAAAGAAGGUUUUGCGGGAGCCAUGUUGGAAACCGUUGCAGAGAAGAAAAUCCCGCCGCCGCUGCCGCCCAAGACACGUCGCGGCUGUCUAAAAAACAGUGCCGUCGAAGGCAACUGUGGCAGCGGCGCGACCAUCCUGCAGUCCAACGGUCAUGUGGUGAAAAUCCGAAUAGACCCGAUGAUGGUGGACGGGAUCGGUGGUGGUGGCGUGGCCGGUGACCGCGCCGAACGGGACGACGGGACGCGCCGUGAGCACGUGGUGGGCCGCCGGUCUAGUACCGUAAAGAUAAACAUCACUUGCGUGGACCCGUUCGUGUUCCGCCGGCACUACACCGACGUGGACGACGACGAUGACGAGGACGAGGACGAGGACAGGCGCUCGUCCUCGGGACACCGAUCACCGCUGGACAGCGGCACGGGCAGUGACCUGGACACGGGCAGCCGCCGGGACGAGAGCGACGACGGGACGUGCAGUUGCGAUUCGCUGACGAGCAGCACGGCGGAUCCCGAGACGGCUGUGAUGGCCGUCGAACCAGCGCGGGAACGGGUGGUCACGACAGUCGCCGUGGCUAGCGCCAAUGCCGUCGAUUCGGUCGCGUCAGAUCCGGCGGCCGUCGAACCGCUGGCAUCAGCGCUGCAGGCCUGUACGACAACCGGGAUCGUGGCCACGGCCACUGUCGCGACAGUUGUCGAAGAGCUGCCGAAACGUUYGGCGCCGCAGGGCAUCCGCGUUCAACAGCGGUGCUACAACGACAAGACCGUGGCCACGGUGGCCGCAACCGACCGCGUUAUCGACAUGGACAACACGGACCAGUAUUACAGCUUUCACAUGAACGAGAACGUGUUCGACGAGGUGGACGCCGCCGCCGUGGCCACAGCCGCCGCACCAUCGGACGACACGUUCGCGGGGUGCAAGACGGUAGCCACUUCGGACACGAUACGAAGCGCCAAGGGCACCAUCAGGGGCGUCAAGAACCGCGUCAGGGCCGGAAUAGCGACGUUCUUGCAACCCAAAACCAACAAGGAUGCAGAAGCUGUAGAAAGACUGAACGAAUCUGGGGAACUCCGAUCGAUUUUAAAACCAUUUAAGAGUCCGGACGCGUGCACGACGUGCCAAGUUUGCGGAGGUUACAGGCUGCUGCCCUGUCCGAUGUGCAACGGUAGCAAGAAAUCUGUGCACAGGAACCACUUCACCACCGAAAUGAUCGCCCUCAAGUGUAUGAACUGCGACGAAGUAGGACUAGUGCAAUGCUACGCCUGUUGA